Messenger RNA from Dujonia railenensis, 2394 nucleotides. The record is from the annotation of a GenBank genome assembly. Lineage: Eukaryota; Fungi; Ascomycota; Pichiomycetes; Serinales; Debaryomycetaceae.
AUGGACGAGAAACAACAAGAAAGUAAGAGAAUGAGUUCGUUUGACCAGACGUCAAAACCAGGUGACAGAUCAUCCAGUUCUACCAUCCGUGGGAGUCAAUCUUAUGACGAUGACGAUGACGAUGCUGAAUCGCAGUUCUCGUAUGUCCAGUCAAUGUCAAAGACAGACUUGUCAUAUAAGCCGAAAGCUGAUUUAUCUUACCAGCCACCCACUGCUAACACACUCUCUUCUAGCGGCGGCGGCGGCGCCGGCGAUAUCAGUGGUAGUAGCGGUAUUGGGGCCACCGGGGGCACAGAUCCAAGCUCUAGUCCAGCAUCGUCCAAAUCGGCUUCCAAAAAGCUUUUCGACGAAAUAAGAGAUAACCUUGAUAAUCUUAAUUUGAAUUUGCCCGGCUUUGGUAGUCGACCAGGUGGGUUAUUCCAACAAUCCAACAGUCACAACAAGAGAGAAUCGUACAAUUCUUCAAUCUCACAGUAUUCUGGAAAAGUUGAGCCUGACUUGGUUGAACCAGUUUCAGUGGUUCAAGUUAACCAGCAGGAGUUACUUAAAGAGGAAGAGGAAACAGGAUUAAAAAGAGGACUUAGUUUAACCAAGGUGACUUCUAAAUCUCCAAAAAGAUCGGACUCGAAUAUUGAGUCUAACAAUGAGUCCACGCCUAAGAUAUUACAGGAACCAAACAACCCCAUUUCUAAUUAUACUGAUACCAACAGUACCCCCGUAAAUAAUAUCAACAUAAGUCAAAGGGCGCCAUCAGAAGCUUCGUCUAUGGCAUUGGGUACCCUUGAAACGGUACAUGUGCAGCAUAGAGUUGAGACUCCAAGCUCUCUAUAUUCCGAUGGCGAUGGCUCAGGUGGCUCAUCUGAGUAUGCAUCUAGUGGUCGAAUUAGAGAUAGCUUUGUGCCUGUAGUUAAGAAGAAAGGGACCAGACCACCAGAUAUUUCUACCAAUACAAACAUUGAAUCAACAGUACCCCCAAGAUCAACCAGAAGGCCCAAGAGUGGAAUAUUUGAUGAAGGAACGGAGGAUGAUAACUCAUCGCUCGAGUCUUCUUCUGAUAAAAAGAAGAAAAGAAACAGCAAGAAAAGGAUGUCUCUUAGUGUUACUGAUGGCUUAGACGAAUUAAUGAGGAAUGCAAAUAACAUGAGUCUAGGACAACCAAAGGGAUCCUCCACUUCAAUUAAUAGCGGUACGUCGAAAAACAUCCCACUUGACAAUAGCUCCCAAGAAAAGUUACACACUGAAAUUUCUCAUGAUGUGUACAUGACGGCUGAUGAUGGGUCUUCCAGCGGUGCAAGUACCGAAUUUGUUCCUUUAUCAGCACAGCAAUUACAAGAGCGUCAAUUCCACGAGCAAAGUCAGAUACAACAACAACCCAUCCCCCUUGUAUCGAAAAGGAACUCAGCUUUGCCACCUAGACCAACGGCCGAUAACAUCAGAAAAGCCAGAGAAGUCUCACAACAAAUUUCUUUGAAGGAAUUGGAAGAUCAAAAACUGUAUGACGAACUGUAUGGUGGAGAAUCAAACGAAGAAUCUAUCAGUGGAAUAGAUAGAUCGGCUACUUUAAUAAUACCUCAAGGCAAAUUUAGCGAAAAUCAACCAUUGUCACCAGCAAAGGAAGUCGAUGCCAAGAGAAUAUUUCCUGCUGAAGAUAAAGCUCUUCCAUUGCCACCACAGGAAGAGCAACUUAAGAACCCAAUUUCUACUGAGCAAACCCAGAAACCUAUUCCUGCCUUGGUAAGUGAUUCUCUUGAAAAUGAUAAGGUUCCAGUAAUCGAUUCCUCCCCAGAUGUUUCUAUUGCCCAGAAAAAGGAGACUGAGAGAAUAGACCCACCAUUGCAAAAGUCAUUACAAGGAUUAAGUUCGAAAAUUUUACCUGAGCAACAACAGCAGAAUGUACGCAAACCAGAGGCGUACGCAGAUAACGCAACUAUAUCCACUACGACUACACCUUCCAUUGGCCCAAAUGCCCUAAAUGCAUUAGAACAGGACGAUGAAUACUAUGAUAUUGAACCAGUUGCAAAGCCUGCAAGAGCUAAAUCGGUCAAACAAUCCAUAAAUGCAAACGCUGCAGCUCAUCCUCAACAACCCAGAACACAAAGGAAGUCGAAACUGCACCUGCUGAAGAACAAAAAGCACUCAUCAAGGGCCACCAGUGGAUCAUUGAAGCCAUUCUCUUAUCAAACGUUGAUAAGUCUCCUUGAAAGUACAAAUGGUACAGUAAUUGGAGAAGAAUUUAGUCAACUAGACUUACCAGCGAAAGAGAAACAAUUAAUUGAAAAGAUCAUCGAUGCCUUAUCCAGAUUGAGUGCUGAUAUGGUACUCGAUAGAGACAGAUAUGAAAUCGGUAUUAGAAGGUUGGAAAGCGCACUUAGAGUGUUGGAAGGGUUUAUGUGA